Messenger RNA from Gavialis gangeticus (Gharial), 4006 nucleotides. RefSeq names its product presenilin 1 (gene PSEN1). Gene Ontology annotation, cellular component: cell cortex; growth cone; apical plasma membrane. Gene Ontology annotation, biological process: Notch receptor processing; smooth endoplasmic reticulum calcium ion homeostasis; negative regulation of apoptotic process. The transcript is spliced from 11 exons. Gene Ontology annotation, molecular function: beta-catenin binding; aspartic endopeptidase activity, intramembrane cleaving; cadherin binding. Lineage: Eukaryota; Metazoa; Chordata; Crocodylia; Gavialidae. The record is from RefSeq and is a predicted model, not a curated record. Bases 129 to 1535 code for a protein of 468 amino acids.
GGCGGAGCGCGGCGAGGAAGCAGAGGGGCCGGAGUGUGAGGGGGAAACAAGUCGGCGGCGGCCGAAGGGAGUGUCUCGAGAGAUAUCUGUGUUGCAUAGCAAUAAGUGAUUUUUGCAGAGCUGCUCCAAUGACGGAACUAUCUGCACACUUACCUCAGUUCCAGCAUGGGCAGCUGACAGAAAACUUCCCUGACAGCCACCUGAGCAAUACUAAUGACAACAGUGAAAGACGGCGUCAUGAUAACAAUGACCGAAGGCGUAAUGAUAACCCUGAAUCGGAAACUAAUGGGCAGGCGCAGAACAGCACACGGCAAGUGGUGGAGCAGGAUGAAGAAGAAGAUGAGGAACUGACUUUGAAAUAUGGGGCAAAGCAUGUGAUUAUGCUCUUUGUUCCUGUCACACUUUGCAUGGUGGUAGUUGUUGCAACCAUCAAGUCAGUCAGCUUUUACACACGCAAAGAUGGGCAGCUUAUCUACACUCCCUUCACAGAAGAAACAGAUACAGUGGGACAAAGAGUUCUGAAUUCUGUUCUCAAUGCUGCCAUCAUGAUCAGUGUUAUUAUUGUCAUGACUAUACUCCUGGUGGUUCUUUACAAAUAUAGGUGCUAUAAGGUGAUCCAUGGCUGGCUUAUCAUUUCUUCUCUCUUGCUGCUUUUCUUUUUCUCAUUCAUUUACUUGGGUGAAGUUUUUAAAACUUAUAAUGUUGCCAUGGACUACAUAACCCUAGCGCUCCUGAUCUGGAACUUUGGUGUGGUGGGAAUGAUCUGCAUUCACUGGAAGGGCCCACUUAGGCUCCAGCAAGCAUAUCUUAUUAUGAUCAGUGCUCUCAUGGCCCUGGUAUUCAUUAAAUAUCUUCCUGAGUGGACUGCAUGGCUUAUCCUGGCUGUGAUUUCAGUAUACGAUCUGGUUGCUGUCCUGUGUCCUAAAGGUCCUCUCCGUAUGCUUGUUGAAACAGCUCAAGAGAGAAAUGAAACUCUUUUCCCAGCACUUAUCUACUCAUCAACAAUGAUAUGGCUAGUGAAUAUGGCUGAGGAAGACCCAGAAACCCAACGGAAAGCUUCCAAAAACUCCACUUACGAUAAACAAGCCCCAGCAAACCAGACUCAGAAUGAAGAGGCUGAAGUAGAAGACGGAGGAUUCAAUCAAGAAUGGCAGCAACAAAGAGAUAGUAGAAUAGGACCCAUUGAGUCUACUCCUGAAUCCCGAGCUGCUGUCCAAGCUCUUCCCAGUAACUCCCAAGCCAGUGAGGACCCAGAAGAAAGGGGAGUGAAGCUCGGUUUAGGAGACUUCAUUUUCUACAGUGUUUUGGUUGGCAAAGCCUCAGCAACAGCAAAUGGAGACUGGAACACAACUUUAGCAUGUUUUGUAGCCAUACUAAUUGGUCUGUGCCUUACUCUCCUGCUGCUUGCCAUCUUCAAGAAGGCCUUACCAGCUCUUCCAAUCUCCAUAACCUUUGGGCUUGUCUUCUACUUUGCCACAGACAACUUGGUGCAGCCCUUUAUGGACCAGCUAGCAUUCCACCAAUUUUACAUUUAGCACACUUGAAAUUUGGUAUUUCUGGAUAUUCUUAUUGACUGUAAUGGAUCUGGAAGAAGAGGAUUUUUCCUUGGUCCUCACAUGACAUGAAGUUCAGUGCUCCAAGAUUUCCUGAUGGUACCAUUAUAACUUUCUCCCAUGUUUUCCUGAGACAGCUGCUGCACUGGGCACCACAAGGUGGUUCUUCAUAAAAAUGGCUGCUUCUUAUGGAUCAGAAUUUGGUGCCAUUGUCAUAAGCUAUCUGAGUUAUGGACUGUAAUAAGGACUACCUGUGUAAAUGUUGCUAAUGCUUCCACCAGCAAUAUGACACCUGGGCACAGGUUGAUUUCUUUUAUUAUUUUUUUUAUUUUUUCAGCAUUAAGGGCACUCAGGACUGCCACACAGUCAAAUAAAGGAAUUUAAGAAAUCAAACAACUCUUUUCAAAUGGGUUACAUAGCAAAGUCACCUUAGCUUAAACCAUUUAAAGCAGUUACGUUAAAAGGUUUAGUCCUGGCCCAAUUUGGAUCCCUGGGAAAGGACUAGCUGUUGCAGCAAUGGGAGUAAGGAAGAAAGAUAUCUCUGCUGAAAAGAAUUCUACCAUGACAUAGCUUCUGUGCCUAAGUGUGCUUGGUCUUAGUAAGUUUUAUUUAAAGGGUUAUUUUCACACUGGAACUCUAGCGGCUAUACUUGGUUUACUAAUACUUGGCAUUCUCAAGCAUGGAGUACACAUACAGUACUACCGCUGCCAAUUUCUUAUGUAGCUACUGAGACUUGGACUGAAUAAUUUGGAACAAGUCAGUCAUGAAGUCCUAACUGGAUCCUUGAUUAUAAAAGGUUAUGGGAUUAAUACUCUAACAUUGCAAGGCAAUUUCUGGAUUUAUUUUUGUGUUUCUGUUAACAUUUUGGUACAAUAUCAGUGUAAAUCCUGCCUUUAGAUGGCCACUAGCCUGCAUUCUGUAAAGUUAUUUUGCCCCCUGCCAAAUUUGUCCAUGUACAAAAUAGGCAGGCACUUGCAGCAGCAUUACAGGACUUGAACCUCAGUUUUUCGGUAUAGAGGAUAGGGAACUAUUGCUAACAGCACUUCUGCCGUUCCCUUUAAACCUCUGUCUUCAAAAAUAUGUAGCUGAAACCAUCUUGUAUGCAGGAAACUUAAAUUGAAUGGCACUACAGUUCCUAAGUAGUGUACUGUUGACUUCACCAUUAUGUUAACCCUUAGUAUCAACCACUGUCUUAUUUCUGACUAAAACCUAAGGUUGAAUGUUGAUUUAUAUUAUGCAGUAUAUUAAUUGGACAAUAUUCAGUAGCUAAGUGAGACAUCACUUAGUGUUGUUGGGACCCUUUUUUCCAGUGAUGAUGCAAUGUGCAGAGUAGGAGAGAGGAGAAACCUGGAAAAGCUAAAGGGAGAAGAGAGCCAGAAAGGUGAAAGGAAGAUGGGUUGAGAAGGUGAUAAACUUUAAUCUCACCAUAACCUGUUUUGUUCAUUGUUUAAAAUCAUAACGUUUUGGUGUUUCUUUGAAUUAUCACUUCAAAUUGGGGUAUCUUAGAGGAAAUGAGAUGAGGGAGAAUGGUUUAUGUAGUCUAAAAGAAUGUUUUUGCUGCAGUUGAACUCCAACAUAGUGUGUAAUAAGUGGAGAGGUUUAACUCUUGACAGGCAUUCUGGUUUGAUAUUGGAGUCCUUUCUAAACUUACUUGCCUAUAAAUUAAACUGGUACAAAGAGGCACCACAUCAAAGCCUUAAAGCAAAGAUUUUUUUCUGUAAAAAAGGGUUUUGCUUCAGAGAAUGUGUUCGCUCAUAGGACUGAGACUUGUAUUUAUGGUUUUAGCCUGUUGUUUGAGUAUUGGAUAGCAUGAUUUUGGAUUUGCCUUGAAUACCAGGAAGCUUGUUGUCUUUAACUGUCUUAGGAAACAUUUGUGUAUUGUUCAGAGUGACCUACUAGCCACAGUAUUUUGGUAUCUGGAAAUUAGGGCAAUUACAUAAAAUAAGGUGCACUUGCCCUGCUCAUCUGAGAGUAUUUGCAUUCUAUUCAUUCACUGCGUUUGCCUGUUCAAUUCAUUAUAGAUGGCAUUAAUAAAGUAACCAUAUCAUCGGUACCUCAUUCUGACUCUCCAGGUCACACUUGCCUGUGUAUUUGUAAAGACUAGUUCACUGCUCCAGAUUUCACUUAAGGGAAUUUUAUUUUAAAUAUUUUUAAACAGCUGAAAAUCUUGUAUUAAUUUGCUUUGCUUUUAUUUGUUCCCCUCAUGAACUUUCAUCUCUGGGAAAUUCAACUGUGUGUUUUGUUGGGCAUCCUAUCCAAUUAUUCUCUCUAUUGAAAUGCAUUGCCAAAAGUUGGUACCACUAUCAUCUGUUUGCAUAUCUGAGCCAAGUCUCAGUUAAGAGCUGUUAGUAACAUGCAGAAGUUGUCUUUUGUUUCACGCAGUCUCUGUAGGAACUCUGACUCCUUUAGAGGUAGAUCUAGCAUCCAUCGAAAUAAGAACCUUUUUCACUUUA